AAGACAGACCCAUGUGAUUCUAUGUGCUCUUGCUUCUCCAAGUUUUCCAGCCACCACAUAUCCAGUGCCAUCUUCACCUCUCAAUCUACAUUCUAAAGGAUAUCACACUUACAAGUUCAUCUCUAUAUAUAUGCAUAAAGCUAGUUUGUGAGCUCACAACCAGCAGCAAGUCCUUGAACACUACAGCUUCUCAGCUUUCACUUGCUUCACAAAAACUCUCACAUCCCUUAAUUUUCAUCUCUUCUUUACCAAGUUUUACUUCAAUAAAAAGAUGGCUAUUCGCCAAAUGCUUAGACGGUCUUUAUCCAGCGAAAGAAAAUCAGCUUCAUCUGGAGUUGACGUGCCAAAGGGGCAUCUGGCUGUUUAUGUUGGGGAGAGCGAAAGGAAACGUUUUGUUAUUCCGGUAUCAUACUUGAACCACCCCUCGUUUCAAGAUUUGCUAUUUCAAGCUGAAGAAGAAUUCGGGUUUGAUCAUCCGAUGGGCGGCAUCACCAUUCCCUGCUGUGAGGAGCUAUUCGUUGGUCUCACCUCCCAGUUGAGCAGAAGAUGAUGUGUUAUACUAGGACUUAGAGCAAUGCAAUUUUGUUACUAGAUAGGUUUCUGGACAUACAUUUCUUUCCCUUUUUCUACAGUCAGAAGAUACUUUGUCGGGUACAAAAUGUAUUCCUGGACAAAUUUAUGGCAGUGAUAUAUGAAAUAUUAUUUAUCUCAA
Molecule: messenger RNA, 712 nt
Organism: Sesamum indicum (sesame)
Lineage: Eukaryota; Viridiplantae; Streptophyta; Magnoliopsida; Lamiales; Pedaliaceae
Product: auxin-induced protein X15
Biological process (GO): response to auxin
Source: RefSeq, a predicted model, not a curated record